UGUGUGUGUGUGUGUGUGUGUGUUCUACAGGAGAACAGUCUGAACGCGGAGGCUGUGGAGCAGACGUACAGGAGGAACCCCAUCCUGAGAUACACUCAGCACCCCCUCCACUCCCCCCUCCUGCCCCUCCCCUACGGAGAGGUCAACGUCACACUCCAAAAGGAGAAGGGUUACUCCAGCCUUCAGGAUGAGGCAGUGAAGGUCUUUAACUCGCUGCAGGAGAUGGAGGCUGUGUCCGACCCCACUCCCAUCAUCCAGGGCAUCCUGCAGACCUGCCACGACCUUCGACCCCUGCGCGACGAGGUCUACUGCCAGCUCAUCAAGCAGACCAAUCACGUGCCACACCCAAACACUCCGGCCAAUCGCUCCCACUGGCACCUGCUCACCGGCAUGUGCUGCACCUUCCUGCCCAGCCGCGGAAUCCUGCGCUACCUUAAGUUCCACCUCAAGAGGAUAAGGGAGCUGUUCCCGGGCUCUGAGAUUGAGCAGUUUGCUGUGUUCAUUGGGGAUUCCCUGAAGAAGACAAAAACGCGCGAAUACGUCCCAUCUCAGGAGGAGAUCGCCGCCCUGUUGGUCAGGCAGGAGAUGACCACCACAGUCUACUGCCAUGGAGGAGGCUCCUGCAAGAUCUCCAUCAACUCACACACUACUGCUGGAGAGGUGGUGGAGAAGCUGAUAAGAGGGCUGGCUAUGGAGGACAGCAGGAACAUGUUUGCCCUGUUUGAGCACAGUAACACCAUGGACCGGGCCGUGGAGAGCAGAGUCAUCGUGGCUGACGUGCUGGCCAAAUUUGAGAGGCUUGCGGGCGGGGAGGAGGGUGAGGAGGACAGCCAAUGGCGUCUCUACUUCAAGCUCUACUGCUUCCUGGAUGUGGAGAGCAUGCCCAAGGAGGGGGUGGAGUUUGUGUUCAUGUUCGAGCAGGCCCAUGAGAGUGUGAUCAGCGGUCACUUCCCCGCCCCCGAGGACACGCUGCAGCAGCUGGCCGCCAUGCGGCUGCAGUACCUGCACGGGGACCUCUGCCGCGCGACAUGGAGUCUGGAGAACGUCUACCCAGUGGGGCGCCUGCGCACGCGCAUACUGCAAUUCACAAAGGUGGGCACCUCCACCACCACCUCCUCCUCCUCAUCCUCCUCUUCCUCGGCGGGAGGCACGGGCUCCCCGGGGGGGCAGACUCUGGAGCGCCGGCGCACCAGCUUCCUGGACGGGACGCUGCGGCGCUCCCUGAAGACGGGCUCCCUGCGGAAGCAGCGGGUGGAGGAGGAGCAGAUGAUGGAGAUGUGGCUGCGGGAGGAGACGUCGUCCACGCGCGCCUCCGUCCUGGAGAAGUGGGGCCGCCUGCAGGGCCAGCAGCAGCACCAGGCCAUGGUCAACUACAUGACCGUCAUCAAGGAGUGGCCCGGGUACGGCUCGACGCUCUUCGACGUGGAGUGUAAGGAGGGUGGCUUCCCCCAUGACCUGUGGUUGGGCGUGAGCGCUGAGAACGUGUCUGUGUAUAAGCGCGGCGAGCCCAAGCCUCUGGAGACCUUCCCCUACGAGCACAUCAUCUUCUUCGGGGCGCCGCAGUCCUGCAGCUACAAGAUCACCGUCGACGGGCGCGAGAUGUUCUUCGACACGCCUCAGGCCGGCGAGAUCACCAAGAUCAUAAAGGCCUACAUCAACAUGAUCGUCAAGAAGCGCUGCAGCGUGCGCUCCGUCUCCAGCUACGGCAGCAACUGGAUCAGGUGAUGGGGACUGGCCAAUCAGCUCACCGCUUUCUCCGUGGUCCUCGUUGACGGACCUCCCCUCCCAGAGCCACGAAGCUUUGGGAUUGGUUGAUGUAAGCAGCUGACGAAGCGAUGAACCAAUGAGAGGAGGACCUGUGUUGAUUGACGACUGAGAGGUCCACUGGGAUGCUUUCUAGGUGGACUUCCACUUCUUGCGUAACCUAUGCUGUAUUUAAAUCCUAACUACUGUAACCGCUAAGUGUUUAUUAAUGGACUGACAUUUUUGAAACAGCUCUUCCUUGCGCCAAACAACCUCUUUCAUCAGAGAUCUUGACUUAGCUCCUGGUUUUUUAUGGAGACUUCUACAUCCACUGGUCUAAGCAUGCACCUAAUGAUCAGACAGAAUAAGACUAUAACAGCCAAUAAUAGUACAGAUAAAUACGUCUUGUUGCUAUGGCUCCCUGUGUCAUCCCACAUAACGUCUUCACAUUCAUGUGUUAUCCUCCAUUGUGUUCUCAAAUGAAACACCCCCCCGCAGAUGUCAUGCUGUUUGACUUUAGCCUUCAUGUCUGGUCACCACUGAACAGCGAACAGAGUCAAUGCGCUCUGUGCCAGGAUCCCUCAGGUCGAGCUCUGAGAGCAGUCACCAUGGUUACCAUGAUCUCACCAUGAUCUCACUCUCACCAUGAUCUCACCGUGAUGUCACCGUGAUGUCACCGUGAUGUCACCGUGAUGUCACCGUGAUGUCACCGUGAUGUCACCGUGAUCUCACCAUGAUCUCACCAUGAUCUCACGCUCUCUUGCUCCGCAUCCUCAUGCCUUAAGCCAUCUUAACGCUUCACGCUGUACCUUUUAGAACAUGCACUCUUCUUCUAGCCAGAAAAGGCCACCAUCAUCCCCUGCCCCCUCACAUAUGCUCCCAGAGAAGGCGUGUGCCCAAAGAGUCACGUGGCGAUGUCCACAAAGAUGUCCUUUUCUCCGCUCCUAAGCAUUUUUGAAAGAGUGGUCCCACAGAGCCUUGUGUUCUACAGCGAUUUCAUUGGAUUAUUACUCAGAUGGACCAUGAUUGACAGUCUGAGGGGCUAAUGAUGGCAAGAAAGAGUAAUGCUACAGCCAAUGAACGGAUGGGCCCAAGAAGGCGGGCUCAAGAGACACAUUACACACAUACGAUGACACACACACACGCACGCACACACACACGCACACACACGCGCACGC
Messenger RNA from Clupea harengus (Atlantic herring), 2921 nucleotides. It is a transcript of the gene myo10l3, whose product is annotated as myosin X, like 3. Bases 223 to 1725 code for a protein of 500 amino acids. The transcript has 9 exons. Gene Ontology annotation, molecular function: cytoskeletal motor activity; ATP binding. Gene Ontology annotation, biological process: signal transduction; axon extension. Gene Ontology annotation, cellular component: myosin complex; axonal growth cone; cytoskeleton. The record is from RefSeq and is a predicted model, not a curated record. Lineage: Eukaryota; Metazoa; Chordata; Actinopteri; Clupeiformes; Clupeidae.